This is a messenger RNA of Verticillium nonalfalfae, 1611 nucleotides long. RefSeq lists its product as uncharacterized. NCBI's taxonomy places the organism in Eukaryota, Fungi, Ascomycota, Sordariomycetes, Glomerellales, Plectosphaerellaceae. The record is from RefSeq and is a predicted model, not a curated record. The coding region runs from base 1 to 1611 and encodes 536 amino acids. The transcript has 4 exons.
AUGGGUCUCUUCUCCCGCAAGGAGAAAGUUCCCAGGGUGGCAGCCAACGCCAAGCCGUCGAUCAACACGUCCGACGUCAGCGUUCACUCUGGCGCCUCAAGCCUUAAGUCACCGCCUGGAACCACUCGUGGCGGCUUCGGCAGAGUUUCCGGGGGCAAUACCAACCCCAACACCCCCUUGACGCCUUUCUCUCCGGUGUCGAUCCCCAAGAUCGACCUACCGCGACCUCCCGACCCUCAAUUGGAUCCUGCGGGCUACCUCCGAAGCCUCGGCGCCGUGCGCGAGAGGAGCAGGAUUGUCACGGACAAGGCCCUACGCAAUGAACUGAACCAUUUCGAUGUCGACUUGAACAAGUUCCCCGACGUUGUGAGCUUUGUUUCGUGUAUCAUCAAGCGCGACUUUGAUGCACCGUUCACCUCGAUCCCGAGCCACGGCCGGCACCAGCAUUUCUGCGUUGGUGGCCGUGACCGUAUCGCGCAUCUCUUGUCCACGUUCCCUGACGACAUUGACAAUACGGAAAAGUGCCGACGCAUGGUAGACCUUUUCCUAGUCAGCGUUUUACUCGACGCCGGCGCAGGCACGCAGUGGAGCUACAAGAGCACAGAGAACAACCGCAUAUACAGGCGGUCAGAAGGCAUUGCCGUUGCAAGCUUGGAGAUGUUCAAGAGUGGCAUGUUCUCAAGCGACAAGUCCAAUAAAUAUCAGGUGGAUACGGAUGGUCUUCUCACCUUGACGCCCGAGAAAUUGGCGGCCGGCCUGCAAUCCAAGCCCGGAAACGAGAUGGCGGGCGUAGAGGGUCGUACGCAGCUUCUCAUCAGACUCGCCGAUGCUCUCGAGAAGAAACCAGAAUUCUUCGGAAGGGACGGCCGCCCUGGCCGUAUGGUUGAUUAUUUGCUGUCCCAUCCUUCCACUCAAGCCUCCUCCAUGCCGAUUGUCGCUCUACCCACGCUCUGGAACGUCCUGAUGAACGGCCUAGCGCCCAUCUGGCCACCUUCACGCACCGCCAUCAACGGCAUCUCCCUAGGCGAUGCCUGGCCUUGCAGCAGCAUGCCUCAAACGUCCUCUCCUACCAACACAUUUUCGCCAUUCCCGUCCUCGGGCCAGUCACCGACAGCAGCAUGGGAGUCAAUCCUACCCUUCCACAAGCUGACGCAGUGGCUGUGCUACAGUCUCAUGCAGCCCAUGCAGUCACUUCUCCGCAUACACUUUGCGGGCGUCGAACUUCUUACCGGCCUGCCAGAGUACCGCAACGGCGGGCUCUUUGUGGAUACAGGGGUGCUGAUCCUGAAGCCGGACGAUGCAGAGCGGGGGUUACAGAAUUACGCCGACUACUGUCGCAGGACUGGGGUGAAGGGUGUUGAGGUUGCUCCCAUGUUUGAGCCGAGCGACGACGUGAUUGUCGAAUGGCGCGGCGUGACGGUGGGACUCUUGGACAAAUUGCUCAUUGAGGUGAACAAGAGCCUGAGGAAUGAUCUCGGCGGGAACGAGUUGACCUUGGCGCAGCUACUUGAGGCCGGUAGCUGGAAGGGGGGCCGCGAGAUUGCGGAGGUCAGCAGGCCAAAUACCAAGGAGCCGCCCAUUCUUAUCGACAGCGACGGCACCGUCUUUUAG